AUGCCAAAUAGACAUAUUUCAGAUCGUUAAGGCAGUGAAGAAAAUAAUAAAAAUACGAGUUUUUCUAGGUUAAUGUCAUUGUGAUUGAUUUUUGUCAAUAUUGCUGGAAAAGUAUUAUCAGUUUUCGUAAACUGUAUUUUUAAUAAGGAAAUCAAAUAAUUUGUGAGUUUAUCUUUUUCAUUUUACAAAAUUCAACAUGACUACUGCCGCUAGGCCAACAUUCGAGCCAGCUAGAGGUGGACAAGGAAGAGGAGAAAAAGAUCUUAGUGCCAUCUCUAAACAAUAUUCCAGUAGAGAUUUGCCUGGCCAUACAAAAUUGAAAUUCAGAGAGCAUGGACAGGGAACAACAGAUGAGCUUCGCAGCCGUGACUUCCGCAAGGACUUGGAAGAGAGAGAGAAGGAUAAGGACAAGAGUGGCCGCAGGCUCAUCGACUCACGUGAUCAAACCUCACAUAAACGGCUGAAGUUGGACCAGGUGCCAGCGGCCAGUCUGGACGCGGAUGACCCUCUCCACGAGGACGACUCGGACUCGGGCGCCGACUCGGACGAGGAGGACACGGCGCAACUGCUGGCCGAGCUGGCUCGCAUUAAGAAGGAGCGCGCCGCCGAGGCGCUCAGGAAGGAGGCCGAGCGUCAGCACGAGGAGGAGCGCAUUCGCAUGGAGAACGUUCUCAGCGGCAAUCCCCUCCUCAACUAUGCCGCGCAGGCGCCCAAGUCCGAUCUCAAGGUGAAGAGACGAUGGGACGAUGACGUGGUUUUCAAGAACUGUGCUCGAUCAGAGCCCGAUAAGAAAAAUAGUGAAUUCAUCAAUGACUCGCUGCGCUCUGAAUUCCACAGGAAGUUCAUGGAGAAAUAUGUGAAAUAAUGAACUAUUCACUUCUUGUGUAUCUUUUCUACAUCCAUUGACUUUGACUUGUAUAAUAUUUGUUCUAUUUAAUAACACCUUCAGGAUUUCCACAGUUGUUUGGUGUUUUGGAGUAAAAAUUUCAGAUUAGAUUAUAAGAAUUCGUUAGAAUUAUGUUAAUUGUAUACGUAAAUAAACUUUCAAUCAUUAAUUGAAA
Messenger RNA from Nilaparvata lugens (brown planthopper), 1061 nucleotides. It is a transcript of the gene c12.1, whose product is annotated as protein CWC15 homolog. The record is from RefSeq and is a predicted model, not a curated record. Gene Ontology annotation, molecular function: RNA binding. Gene Ontology annotation, cellular component: catalytic step 2 spliceosome. The coding region runs from base 197 to 865 and encodes 222 amino acids. Gene Ontology annotation, biological process: mRNA cis splicing, via spliceosome. NCBI's taxonomy places the organism in Eukaryota, Metazoa, Arthropoda, Insecta, Hemiptera, Delphacidae. The transcript is spliced from 4 exons.